ACUAGCUUUAACCCAAAUUCCUGAUUUACCAAACAUAAUCCAAGCUAAGUUAAUUCGCUGUUCGAAACAACAUCACAAAUCUCUCCUAUUGGCCGUUAAGUAGCGGUCAAAAAGCUCGGGAAAAAAUGUCGCUUGUCUUAAAGUAUAGAGUCUGCGGUAGCGCGAACUAUUUUAAUCCCAGACAAAUUCUUUCCUUACCUUGGCCGAAGACAAAUACCUUAGUUUUGACAUCUCAACUCAUGCUUCGAUCGAGGCCCAGCCUAAGCCUCAUUUCCUGAUGGAGGCCCAUCCUGAGUGGCCAUCACCUCAUCUCCAGCGGGACAAUCCACCCGAAUAUGCCACGUCAAUGUUUCCGGCUCAUCGACGCAAGAGUCCGGAAUCUUUGGAGGCCUUGGCAUCGAAUUCGGUGUUGGGACGGAUUCGAUCCACGGUACGCAGCGAUCGCCACGCCUCCACGUGUAGGAGUGCCCCAUUGUCAGAGCUGAUACAACGGAGUUUGCCCGCCACAAUUCGAACCCGCUUAUUAACCCAAGCCAUCCCCACGCAAAAUGAGUGGCAAUUUCCGUGUUUGAAAAAACGCGAGCACACACUCUGUCUCCAUCAUCGGGCUUGUAAAUCCGUUUACAAUUACUGCGAUUUGAUUCUCAAUAUCCUCCUCCAACCCGACAUCACGCGCGUCUGCUUGGAUCUUCGUCGCAUCGCAUUCACCCUUCACGAGAGCGUGGUAAACUGGAUUCACGCCAGUGUCGCCUCCUCUCCCCGUCCCAGUUCCCUGAUUUGUCUUCAAAUCCAAGGCGGCUCACCCCACUCCGACCACGUGCUCCCCAUCUUGAAUGAGCUGGCCAGCGCGCUAGUGGCCAGCGCCCCUCAACUCCGCGAACUCUCUCUGCCCGUGUGUUCCAAUUUGACCUUGCUCCACGUGUCCAACAUGCCCAAGCUGACCUCGCUCCAAGCCGAAAGGACGAAGAAGCUCAAUCGUCGAGGUCUUUGGCAUUUGUGCCAUCCCGACUCGAUCUCGAAAUAUCAAUUGGAAGUGCUGGAGCUUGGUGUGUUCAAGCACGAGUUCUUUCGCAAAUUGGACGUGGCCAAGUUCUUUACGUGCAUGAAACGGCUCAAGAAGUUCUCUCUUCGGGAUGAGGAGCGGAACUUGGUCCGGGCCAAUCAAGCCUCACCCUCCGUAGGUGGGAAGAUUCUCACCUACUCGGUGAUCAAAUUGGGAAUCGUGGAUGCGGAGAGCGGCAAACAUCCGGACCUGUUUCCCCGUGGCGAAUUCAAAUGCCAACUCAAGGAGCUCAAGGUGGUGGAUCGCCACCUGAAACCCGAGUAUCUUCUCACGGCCUGUCCGGAUUUGGAGAAGCUCACCAUCGACUGGCAAGAAGAUCUAGCUUGGGCUCCGUUUCGUGUGUUCAGUGUGGAUUGGUUCUCGCAAAUGAUCCUAUCCCCAUCUUGGCGGGAGUUAUGUCUCAAGUUGUCAGAUUUAGAACUGGUCCUGCCCUUGGCCCACGGAGCUGAGCGCUACAGUCUGCCUUUGGAAGACUUUUCCGUGCUCAUCCAGGCCUUGAAUGGCCUUAAACGGCUCAAGAUCAGGGGUGCCGGAGGACAAGAUCCAUUGCCUCUGUCGCAGAUUUUGCAAUCCUGCCCGGAUUUGGAGCACCUUAUUCUGGAGAGGACUUCGGUCACGGUGCCUCAAGAUUAUGAAGUGAUCGAAAAUGUAUCUGUUUGCCAGAACUUGAGGGCUUUCUCCUUUGUGGAGAGCCUGACCAGUAUGGCCACCAGUCGACGGCUGACCUCGUUCAUUUUGUAUUAUAUGCCCAACCUUGAGAGGCUGGAAUUGCAGCCCGAGACGACGUUCAGUUUUUCGGGGCUCAAACCCCGAGAAUUGGAGAAGCUGGCGGGUCUGCUCAAGCUAACUCGUUUGUCUGUGGCAUUGUCACUGAAGGCGUAUAUUAUGAACUUGCCGGAGAUCAUCUUUAUCCUGCGGAAGUUUCCUCAGCUGAGAUACUUGGUGAUCUCCUGGGGAAAAGCGCAUUCUGUGUUCAACGAAAUCGGAAAUAAGAGGAUGAACUCUAUGACGAAUUGGCUGCAUAGCGCUCUUCAGAGCGAGAAUGCCAAUAUUCAUUUGGAAAUCGAUUUCCUUCUCCAUGGAAACACUCUCUUAACCUCUUGAUCUCGUAUUUGUACUCUGUUUUUAGCUAUUGAUUAUCAUGAAGUUAAUGAUAACCAUUCAUCAAACUCGACUAAAUGACAUAUUAUGUAAAAAAAACGCCGUAACCUGUGUUCCCUAUUUUUAUUUUCGGACGAAAUGAUCGAUUCGAUAUUCCCUCACAACUUGUUUUUUGACUGCUCUUUCAAAGCGGAGAAGCGAACAAACCAAUAAUGGACGAAGAAGGGGUUUGUUAAUAUUUAUUAUUGGUGCUAACUAUUGCAGAACUCUACAAUGUCAAUAUGAUCAUAGAAUUCUAGAGGAGACGGUAGAGCUGAUGGAUCGACUGAUUGAUAGAUAAGCGGGAGAAAGAGAGACAAAAAACUUGCACAACUAAGUGUAUGUAUGUAC
Tigriopus californicus is the source of this 2554-nucleotide messenger RNA. RefSeq lists its product as uncharacterized. The record is from RefSeq and is a predicted model, not a curated record. The transcript is spliced from 3 exons. Lineage: Eukaryota; Metazoa; Arthropoda; Copepoda; Harpacticoida; Harpacticidae. Bases 278 to 2167 code for a protein of 629 amino acids.